GCUGAUGCUGGCGGCCCGCUGCGACCCAGGCCUGGGUCAGUGAGGAGCCCUCGGUCCCGCUCGGCCGCUGCCGCUUUUCUCACUCGCUGCGCUAGUUUGGAACCGGCCGGUGUGCGAGUCGAGGCCCAGGCUGGGUGCGAGCUUCUACUCUGCGCCCCGCUGGCUGAGGUGAAGGACAGCCCUUUGACCACCGAGCCACAAGGAUUAAAGGACAGAAAAGGUUUUCUAUCAGAGAUGUUCCACUGUAAUAAUGCUGGAGUUAAAAAGUCUUUGUUCCUUUGCUGCAUAUCAGAGCAAUUUCUCUGCAUACAGAACUGGAGUAAUGUUUACAAACAGCUGGCAAAUUGAAGACUGCAGUGGCCUAACCUCUGUGCUGAAGUAGCAUUAAUUGGACUGCAAGUACCAGUUUGGGGUAACCCAAGUCUGUUCCUGGAACCAUGAAAGUUCUGUUGGUGUUUGACUUUGACAAUACAAUCAUAGACGACAACAGUGACACCUGGAUUGUACAGUGUGCUCCAGACAAAAAGCUUCCCAUUGAGCUACAAGAUUCUUAUCAAAAGGGGCUUUGGACAGAAUUUAUGGGCAGAGUCUUUAAAUAUUUGAGAGAUGAGGGGGUAAAAGCAGAUGAACUGAAGAGGGCAGUGACUUCACUGCCCUUCACCUCAGGGAUGAUAGAACUUCUCAGCUUCCUGAGGAUGAAUAAGGACAGAUUUGACUGCAUCAUCAUUUCGGAUUCAAAUUCCAUCUUCAUAGACUGGGUUCUAGAAGCUGCUGCCUUUCACGAUGUCUUUGAUCACGUGUUUACCAAUCCAGCAUCCUUUGAUAGCAGUGGUCGUCUCACAGUGAAAAAUUACCAUGCUCAUUCUUGCACUAGGUGCCCAAAGAAUCUUUGCAAAAAUACAGUUUUGGGAGAAUUUAUAGAUAAACAGUUACAAAAGGGCGUGAGAUAUACACGGAUUGUUUAUAUAGGUGAUGGUGGAAAUGAUGUCUGCCCAGUAACUUUUUUAAAGAAAAAUGAUGUUGCCAUGCCACGGGAAGGAUAUACUUUACAUAGAACUCUUGCCAAAAUGUCUCAAAAUCUUGAGCCUAUGGAAUCUUCUAUUGUAGUUUGGUCUUCAGGUGUUGAAAUAAUUUCUCAUUUACAAUUUCUAAUAAAGAUGUGAUAUGCCAACAAUUGAAAGGUGUAUUAGUUGAGGUUGGGCUCGGCAACAUAAAACUAAAUUCCCAAUAUUAGAACCUUUAAAAAUGUGAGAGGUUUUCCUCUUUAAAGAAUUCUGGUGGUAUGUCAAGGCCACUUCGUUGCUCAGCCAAUCUCAGCUUCUGCUUCUAACCCCGUGAUUUGAAAUUGAUAUCUAAAGCUCAAGUCCUCACAACAGACAUUGUGACCAGCAAGAAUCAGGGCCAUAGGAUUUUUACCCUUUGUUCAGGAAUGUUUUCCAAUUGUACCAAACAGUUCUGUUUGAAUACCACUAGCCAAAACCUGGUCAGAGCCUUCCCUAACUGCACAGAUGGGAAAUGCAGCUUUCAUUCCAGGUAGUCCUGUGCCCAGGAAAAAGAGGAAAAACAAAAUACAUAAUUGAGGUAUGUGGAGCUCAUAGUCUAUACUAAGGAUGGUUAAUAGAUUGUUUUGUUUUUAUUUCUGAAGAAAGUGGCUUUAUUUUACUUUUUAUGAAAUAGUUACAAAUGUUGAAAGUAGCUCAUGAGCUCUCUUCCCCUGAUGUCAAGUCAUGAAGAGACCCAAGUGUGUUCAAGAUUCAGCUUCACCCACAACCCGCUAGGACUGAGGAAGGCAUUAUUGCUGGAGGUGUAAUGGAUCUUACUGCCUAACAGGAGCACUGAAGACUGCCUUCAUCCAAGAGGGCCCAGCAUGGGGAUAUACGCCUUGGAUCAUCGCUGCCAAAGCCUUAGGCAAGUGCAUGCUUGAACCCUAUUGUGAUGAGCGUCAAGUUGGUGGAGAAGCUUUGUGCUGAGCCUGAAGAUCAAACUAAUCAGGCAUCUGUGAAAAAAAGAGAGAAAACCCUAGAGACUUGGUUGUGGUGUGUUAAGGAUGCCAACUGAAGACUACUUCAAAUGCAAGAAAUAAAACUGGCUUUAUUUUCUCAAC
Molecule: messenger RNA, 2104 nt
Organism: Mus musculus (house mouse)
Lineage: Eukaryota; Metazoa; Chordata; Mammalia; Rodentia; Muridae
Gene: Phospho2
Product: phosphatase, orphan 2
Exons: 4
Coding region: 438-1163 (241 amino acids)
Molecular function (GO): phosphatase activity; pyridoxal phosphatase activity
Source: RefSeq, marked provisional